AUGUCCAUUACAGUUGAAGAUUUGGCAGCUAAUAUCGAGACAGUCUUGGCCUCUUUGGGUGAUGAAAAAAUGGUCAACUGGGAAGUGGUUGAGCAGACCGAACAUAACCUAAUGAAACAUUUUGAUUAACUAUUUGAGAGAUUAUACACCCUCAAAGAUUCCUUAUAAAGAGUUUUCUUAAUAAACAUCAAAAAUUUGAGAUAAUACGAUGCUAAGGAUUUGGUCUAAAAGGUUAAAGAUAAGAAACUAGAACCUAUUGUAUUAAAAUCACUCACUCAAUAUGCCUUUAAAAAUGAUAAGGAUGAAUUAUUACUUAAUCCAUCUCUCAUUAAAGGAUAAGUGAAUAGUAUUGUAUUACCUUGGGUGGGCAAUAACUUGUCAGUGACUGACAAAAUCAAAGAAACCAAUGAAUGGCUUGAUUCAAAAUUAGCUGAAUUAGAAGUCUUCAAACCCAAAGAAACCUAAGAAUCUAAUAAAACCCUAGAUGUGCAACCAAAAAAUGAAGGAAACGAUAAAAACAAUUACACAUUCAAGAGUGACAAAUUAAACGAAAUUGCUUCAUAAAUUUAAACUAUGCACAUCCCAAACACCAAUAACAUGAUUAGCAUUAAGACAUACACUUAAAUAGUUGAAGGCAGUGUUGAAUUGGCUGAACCUGAAUUUAUUAGAAUUACUUUGGAAAACAGAAAGGCAAGAAGAGAAGUCCUUUAUUCUGAUGGAGCUAAAUAUGUUCAAUUAUUGUUGGAUUAUGUUAACGACAUUGAAAAUCUUUUGAUGAAGGCAUAAGAAGAAAUCUGCAAGAAAAUCGAUAUUUCACAAUAAACACUCGAACAAAGCGAAAUGUUGUUAAUGGAAAGAGGACUUGGAUAACAUGUAUUCAUGUUACAAGCUUCAGCAAGAUAAAGAAUCAAGGACAAACUACCAAAGUAGAAGUAGGUUUAGAUGAAUGCAACAAAAGAAAUCAUCAGAUAUCAAAUCAAAUUAUUAAAUGAGAAACAAGAUUUCUUGAAGAAUAUGAUUGACAAAUUGCCUACAACAUACGAAUCAGGAUAAUUGGUUCCAAUGGUAUUAAAUUUAGUUAUGGGAGAUAUGAUAUUCGAAGAACAUAGCUAUGAAGAAGAAGACUAUAUUUCAAAUCUUGAAAAUCCAUAAUUAUUCUAAGAUCCAGAUAUGAUGGAAUUACUAAAGUCAAUUGAAACUGGAGUUGUUUAAUUAUUGGGAAAAACUGCAUUUGCAUAACCCCCAGGCGGUAUGAUGGGCAACAUUCCUCCACAAAUGUUAUAGAAAUAAUAAUAAUAGUAAUGAUAAACGUAGAUUUUACAUAUAUAAAAUAAAUUUAUCAAUAUUGUCCUUAA
Messenger RNA from Paramecium tetraurelia, 1355 nucleotides. RefSeq lists its product as uncharacterized. The record is from RefSeq and is a predicted model, not a curated record. NCBI's taxonomy places the organism in Eukaryota, Ciliophora, Oligohymenophorea, Peniculida, Parameciidae. The transcript is spliced from 4 exons.